CCUCCAUCACCGAGCAAGUUAGCUACCAAAGUCAAUUCUCAAACAUAUAGUUCCCACUUACUAAACUGAUCCGUACGUUUCCCAGGGUACUACACGAAGCAAAUUAUGGCCGUGGACACAGUGAUGGGGAUGGUGAGGGACAAGCCGGUUGUGAUAUUCAGCAAGAGCAGCUGCUGCAUGAGCUACACGGUGAAGACGCUCAUAAGCAGCUACGGUGCCAACCCAACUGUUUAUGAGCUCGAUGAGAUCCCUGGCGGGAAGGCGAUAGAGGGAGCCCUUAUCCAGCUCGGAUGCAGGGAGGCCGUGCCUGUGGUGUUCAUAGGGCAGAGGCUUGUCGGCGGGACGAAUGAGCUCAUGAGCCUCCAAGUCAGGGGCAGGCUCGUGCCUCUCCUCCGAGAUGCUGGGGCUAUUUGGGUCUGAUUAUAACCCAAUUGAAGAGCAUGCCCCAUGUCUUAGUUUUGAUUGACGCUGCCAUUAACUUAUAGAGAUCUCUAUGGAUCAAGGUUUUGGUAUAAAUGUAACCGCAAUACAUGUUGUUAGGAUAUGUAUAUCUGACCCUUUGGUUUUAGCCUUUAGGGGUCAAGAUAUAUAUACAUAAUUAGAUUAAUCUCUUCUUCUUCUUCUUCUUUCUUCUUUUUUGUUUUGUUUUGUGUUUUGGUCGAUAAAUGAGAUAUAGAGAAGAGAAGAGAAGCUCGUGGACUUAAUUUUGGACAUGUUAUCACGGGUUGUACCUUCAUUUCUCUACUUAAAAGUUUUAAAUUUCGAUUGUAACCAGAAAGGAUGCUCGCCUUUUCUAAUUCCAUGGAUAAAUAUAUGUAACUUUUUUUUCAG
This is a messenger RNA of Punica granatum (pomegranate), 831 nucleotides long. Lineage: Eukaryota; Viridiplantae; Streptophyta; Magnoliopsida; Myrtales; Lythraceae. The record is from RefSeq and is a predicted model, not a curated record.